Molecule: messenger RNA, 1804 nt
Organism: Aphis gossypii (cotton aphid)
Lineage: Eukaryota; Metazoa; Arthropoda; Insecta; Hemiptera; Aphididae
Exons: 8
Coding region: 191-1648 (485 amino acids)
Biological process (GO): proteolysis
Cellular component (GO): lysosome
Molecular function (GO): cysteine-type peptidase activity
Source: RefSeq, a predicted model, not a curated record
UCAGUGUUGGUACAUCGUUGUUACCAGUAAGUUUGAAACCAACGUUUUGAUAAUGAACAGGAUGUAUAAUUAUUAAUUUAUCGAUGAAUGUUUUGUACGUUAAAUAAUGAAUAACUUUUUUAAUUAUUAUUCAGGAAAUACGAAAAAAAUUUAAAAAUAUAAAAUUUUUUAACUGUAAAUCAGCUGCAGCAUGUGGACCCGAAGGACGUUUUGCUUUAAAUAUAACAUGACGACUGCAGGGUACCGGAAAUGCAAUCGGAUUGUCGCGAUGGCUUCGGCAGCGAUGGUGACGUUUGCGUGCGCCUUGCAAAUCGUGACGGCCGACAACGGCAUCCCCGACGACUUGGCCGGAGAUUACUGCGCAAAAGUGGGAUGCUGUACUGAAAGGCGUGACGAGGGUUGCUCGGCGCCGAUUUUGGGCACUUUGUGUUAUUGCGACGAUUUCUGCUACGUUAACCGCACCGGGUCGGAGGACUGUUGUCCUGACUUCAUGUCGUUCUGCAAACACGUCGAACCACUCCCGCCCGAGCCGAUAAUCAUCCGACCGAAAUGUAGUUAUGGUGAAGUGGUGAAUGUCAAUUGCAAUGCAUGUCGAUGUGAAAAAAGUAAUGGAAACACGACGCUGGUAUGUAACCACAAUGAAUGUCUUAUUGAUCCGUCACUCUUGGAUAUGAUUAAAAUCCAAAGUCGUCAAUUCGGAUGGUCGGCCAAAAAUUACAGUGCAUUUUGGGGCAGAACAUAUGACGAGGGACUUAAAUGGCGGCUAGGUACACUACAAUCACCAGAAAAGAUUUUACAAAUUGUACCUUUGAAAGCUGUGUUCCAUAGAGAUAAUUUAAAGUCGUCUUACGAUCUACGCAAAGUUUGGGGUGAAAGCAUUACCGAUCCUAUAGAUCAAGGUUGGUGUGGAGCGUCCUGGGCCAUAAGCACGGUUCAAGUAAUUACCGACCGUUUUGUUAUAAUGACCAGAGGAUUGAUGAGUGACGCACUGUCACCGAAACACCUGAUGUCCUGUAACAAUCUCGAGCUACAGCGAGGAUGCCAAGGCGGCCAUUUGAUCAGUGCUUGGAAUUGGAUUAGGAAAUUCGGACUCGUCACAGAAGAAUGUUAUCCGUGGCGGCCGUGGGAUGGUCGGAUGGCUGGUUGUGAGGUGACCAAUAAGAGGAGCAACAAUGACUUAAACGUGUCAUGUCCACGUUCGGCCAAAACAUCACAACUCAGACGAGUCGGUCUGAUGUACAGAGUGGACACAGAAGAGGGUAUUAUGAAUGAGAUUAUGAAUUGGGGAUCAGUCCAAGCCAUGAUGAAAGUGUCCAAAGAAUUUUUCAUGUACGAAUCGGGCGUGUACAAAUGUUCAAACGUGACCGAGGGAUCGAAAACAGGAUACCAUAGUGUAAGGAUUGUUGGCUGGGGUGAAGAGCAACAGAAUGGUAAAAACGUAAAAUAUUGGAUCGUUUCAAACUCAUGGGGACGUUGGUGGGGUGAAAAUGGAUAUUUCCGGAUACUGAAAGGAACCAAUGAGUGUCGUAUUGAAGACUUCGUUGUAGCCGCAAUGGCGGACAUAGGGGAUUUCUGUAACUUAGCGGAUCGAUCGUUCAAAGAAAACGCUUCAUACACAUUAAACGGCACCAAGAUUGAUAUUGCUUAAAUAAAUCAAUGAAUUCAUUCAGUGGACAAAAAAUAACGGAAAAAAAUUAUUCAUAAUUUUUUAUAUUUUGUUCACAACCAAUUUGGUACUAAAGUUUAAACUCCUAGUGCGUGUGCUUUCAUAUAAAAUAAUAAAUAAAUAAUUUUUUUUUACAAU